This is a messenger RNA of Oncorhynchus mykiss (rainbow trout), 4847 nucleotides long. RefSeq names its product importin subunit alpha-4. NCBI's taxonomy places the organism in Eukaryota, Metazoa, Chordata, Actinopteri, Salmoniformes, Salmonidae. Gene Ontology annotation, molecular function: protein binding; nuclear import signal receptor activity. Gene Ontology annotation, biological process: protein import into nucleus. Gene Ontology annotation, cellular component: cytoplasm. The record is from RefSeq and is a predicted model, not a curated record.
CCCGUCACCGAGCUCCUCCCUCAUACUACCCAUCUGAAUUACGUCUGGUCGCCCCUGUGCUCAGCAGUAUAUUUACAGUGCUCUGCCUUUCACUGGAGAUCAAACGCCGGAGUACUCACGAACCAAGCAAACAGACAUGGCAGAAAACGCCGACUUGGAUAACCACCGUAUCAAGAGCUUCAAAAACAAGGGACGCGAUGUCGAGACUAUGAGAAGACAUCGAAAUGACGUGACAGUGGAACUGAGAAAGAACAAACGAGACAAGCAUCUACUGAAGAAGAGGAACGUCCCACAGGAGGACAGUCUUGAGGACUCCGACAUAGACUCUGACUUCAAAGGGCAAAACGUCACACUAGAAGUUAUGUUACAGAAUGCCGUCAGUGAUAACGCUGUGGUCCAGCUCAGUGCCGUACAGGCUGCCAGAAAACUCCUCUCCAGUGACAGAAACCCUCCCAUUGAUGACUUGAUAAAGUCUGGCAUCCUGCCCAUCCUAGUCAAAUGUCUGGAGAGAGACGACAAUCCGUCUCUCCAGUUCGAGGCAGCCUGGGCCCUGACCAACAUAGCGUCUGGUACUUCACAACAGACCCAGGCUGUGGUCAAAUCCAAUGCUGUUCCCCUGUUCCUGCGACUGCUCCACUCUCCCCAUCAGAAUGUGUGUGAACAGGCUGUGUGGGCACUAGGCAACAUCAUAGGCGACGGGCCACAGUGCAGAGAUUAUGUCAUCUCCCUGGGUGUGGUCAAGCCCCUGCUGUCCUUCAUUAACCCUUCCAUCCCCAUCUCCUUCCUCCGCAACGUCACCUGGGUCAUCGUAAACCUCUGUCGCAACAAGGAGCCACCACCCCCCAUGGAGACAGUACAGGAGAUUGUUCCAGCUCUGUGUGUUCUUCUAUACCACACAGAUAUAAAUAUCCUGGUGGACACGGUGUGGGCUCUGUCCUAUCUGACAGAUGGUGGGAACGAGCAGAUUCAGAUGGUGAUAGACUCUGGCGUAGUCCCCUUCCUCGUUCCUCUGCUCAGCCACCAGGAUGUCAAAGUUCAGACUGCUACGCUGAGGGCAGUAGGCAACAUUGUGACAGGGACAGACGAGCAGACACAGAUGGUUCUCAACUGUGAAGUCCUCUCCCACUUCCCCAACCUGCUCACACACCCCAAAGAGAAGAUCAACAAGGAAGCAGUGUGGUUCCUGUCCAAUAUCACGGCUGGGAACCAGCAGCAGGUUCAGGCUGUGAUUGACGCAGGACUCAUCCCCUUGAUUAUCCACCAACUGGCCAAGGGGGACUUUGGGACUCAGAAGGAGGCAGCGUGGACCAUCAGCAACCUCACCAUCAGUGGCCGGAAAGACCAGGUGGAGUACUUGGUGCAGCAGAAUGUAGUCCCUCCUUUCUGCAGCCUGCUUUCAGUGAAGGACCCCCAGGUGGUCCAGGUACUCCUAGACGGCCUCAAGAACGUCCUCAUCAUGGCCGGGGACGAGGCCGGCACCAUCACUGAGAUCAUAGAGGAGUGUGGAGGUCUGGAGAAGAUUGAGAAUCUGCAGCAACAUGAGAAUGAGGACAUCUACAAACUAGCCUUCGAGAUUAUUGACCAGUACUUCUCAGGCGAUGAUAUUGAUGAGGAUCCCAGUUUGAUUCCUGAAGCCACCCAAGGAGGGACCUUCGACUUUGACCCCGCCUCCAGCCUGCAGAAGGAGUUCAAGUUCUAGGAGCCAAUCCAUCCAGCUUCACUAGUACUGUCUAACCAACCCCAGACAUUCAUCCAUCUAUCUCUCCUCCUAUCUGGCAACCUAAUACAGAAGGAUUGAACCCACCUACUACCAUCACUAUUACUCCAACAUGGCAACCCACCUUGCGAUUGAAGGAUUCACCCACCAACUCCACAAUACGCCACCUCUGCACUGAAAAGGUUACUUAAAACUACCACCUGCCACCACAACCUGGCAACCCAACACAAACGGGUCCAGGUAAUGAAUCCAGCACCAGUACAAUCUGGCCACCCAUGUGGGGAGGAUCUCAGGCAAUCUUAGCAAAUGCUUUGAAAUGUCACGUGAAAAUCACAAAGGAAGAAAAAGCCUUUUGAGUCAGUAUUUUUGAAUUGCCAAAUGUCACAACUACACACUCGCACAAAAACACACAGUUGAAGACACUUGGGAAUAGUUUCUUUGCAUAUUUGUUUUAGAAAACAAUAUCACGAUACUGCGGUAUCGGAAAGGAUACUGCGGUAUCGGAAAGGAUACUGCGGUAUCGGAAAGGAUACUGCGGUAUCGGAAAGGAUACUGCGGUUUAUUUUUGUGCUUCACCUCUGGAUUGUCCCCUGGUCGUGGACCUUUGCUCGCUCUCCCUCUCCCUUGAUGUCCGAGUGCCCCCAAUUAAAGAUGUUUACCUCAGAGCGAAACCAUGAACAGGCAUGGACCCUGUCCUCGUCCCCAAAGUCCUAGGACAGGAAGAGGCGGGAUUAAGGCAGGGAGAGGUUUUUAGGCAGACUGACGAGACAUUUUGACUCAUAUUAUUUUAUUUUUUUGCUUUUGACUUCUUGAAUCAUGAGUUAUGGAUUUUUAUUUAUAAAAAAUACAUGUAAUUAAAAAAUAUAUAAUGCUGCAAAACUGGUUCGUAUAAGUAUAUAAUUGUUUUGCAAUUUUGCUCUAAUUCAGGGGAGAGCAAAAUAAAAAAGCUUAAUUUUGAGAAUGGUAGAGGACUAGGGCCCAAAAGCUCAUUUUAACAUGGGCAACUCCAUUGAAGACUUUCACCAUUUUAAACCAAGAUGGUGGAUAAAUAAAGAUGGGUCACUCAGGCUGUUUACCAUUGGAAAAAAUGUAAUGGGGUGGCUCUCCCAUAGACAUCAAUGCGUAGCAGCUGAGUCUGGUCUACUUCGUUCAUUGACUGCCAUUGUAAAAAGAGAGAGUGGGAUGUCUCGCUUCUAGUCAACUGGGUGGGACUUCUUAUUGGUUAAGGAAGGCUCACAUAAUUCCAUCUAGGUCAUCAGCCAAUGAAUUGUACUCGUGAGUAAACAUUCCAUAACUGCAGGUGGAAGCCAACCUUGGCUUAAUACCUGUUCAAACAACACACCACAGGUGGCAGUAUGCACCCUUUUAGUUUGUUUACAAACUCAUAGAAGUAUUAGAAAAUGUACUACUUCAAAAUGGAGAUGGCCUCAAUGGCGCUGCCCAUUCUGUCACAGACGCCAUAAUGGGACCGGUACAAUGAUGCAAUGUCCACGAGGAAAACACUGUAGCCCUGUUUCCCAGAGGACAUGAAAUCCUGCUGCAGAAGUGAUGUCACUUCCUGUGCAGAGCAGGUAGUGAUGACAUUGCUUGCAUUAACUAAUGGUUGUGUGCCACGUCAUCGACUGAAAGAUUGCUGUAACAUAUGAGUUGGUUAGCUGAUAUGUAAAAUACGUAUCCAGACUUUGUAAGAUCUGGAAUGCAUCAGAAACACCUGGUCAGAAGAACACACCCACUGUUGGGAACUCCAACAGAAGAGUUGACUGAAAACUAAAACAAACCUAUAUUUGGCAACAACAAAAAGAGUAUUACCUCAUUCUUAUAAAAAAUGUGUUAUAUUUUAUGUUGAAAUAGAAAAGAUUGCAAGGUUUGUCUUUUUCUGGUCCAGGUAUAGAAAAUCACUGAGGCCUCUAGUGGCUAAAGGUCAUUAGAAUGAGCAGAGCCAUUGAGGGCUUGCACAAUUUUAAUGUAGUCAACUGGGUGGAACUUCCAACUUCAUUGGCUAAGCCCUCCUGGUGACCCUGUUGGAGUAAUGUCCAACUGGGUCAUCAGGAGGGAUCAGCCAUUUUGAAGAAGAAAAUUGACUAUUUAAAAAAAAAUUGAGAUUGCCUCAAUGGCGCCCCCCGGCCGCCGCGUCCAGGAGUCCCCCAUCUCUAGGUCAAGUAUGUGGAGCCUCCAGGUUUACUAUUUUAACUUGUAGAUUUUCUUCUGUCUUAUGCACAUGUCUGAGUAUUAAUUCUUCCUCUCUUCCUGCCGGAAAGAAGACCGGACUAACAGAGGAUAGAACACGACCUCUGACCUAUACAGAACUUUAUUUUUAUUUUUUUAAAUGAGGUCACAGUUCAUAAGCUUCCUGAAUGUGUAUCUCUCUUAAACUCGUCUCUUGAGAAUAUAUAAAUAUAUAUUUCCAAAAAGCCUGUACAAAGCUGCUGCAGCUGAAGUCAUUGUUGAAACGGACUCACUCUGCAGAACGAUAACAUUGGCUACUUAUUGUCAAAGACUGACGGGGAGGUUGUUUCGUUUGUCGUUUUUCAUUUUCAUUCAAAUGUUGUUGUUUUUUUUAUUCAUAAUGGGUUGUGAUGACAUGCUGAUGAACCUGGUACAGUUACGUCUGUCUGUAGGGACAGACUGUGUCUUUGUACCGUCCAAGAGCCAGUCCGUUUGUUUCCAGGAUCUAGGAAGUGUGAGGGCUAACACAAACCCCUGGUCCCUUGUCUGGACUUAUGUUCCUCUGUUAUGGCCCAUUCAAACAGCGCACAAAAAAAGCCGGUGAAGGAUUUGUAAGGAGUGGGUUUGGAAGAGGGGGGUUUUCAAAGCAGCCCAGGCUUGUUUUGGAACGAAUUGUUUAUUACUGAUGAACUAAACCCUAGAGGGUGUCGUGAACUAUCCCUAGACGGACCGAGCCACUUUAAAGAAUUACAAUUCCGUUGUCUUGUAUCAGAAAACGAUACAAGCUUAUGUUUGUUGCAAGAUUUUUACUUGCCAGAGAAAAGUUGUUUUUAAAGAACUUAAUAAAAUGUCAGUGUUUUGGCCUUAGUUUCAUUUAUACAUUUUAGAUAGAAGAAUUCACUUUUAAGGUGGCUUGCUGAUGCUUUCAACUCUUGUGCACAUUAAAGACGUGAGUGGAAAUUCA